Messenger RNA from Diabrotica balteata, 1144 nucleotides. The record is from the annotation of a GenBank genome assembly. NCBI's taxonomy places the organism in Eukaryota, Metazoa, Arthropoda, Insecta, Coleoptera, Chrysomelidae.
UUAUAUUGCAAUAUUGCAAUUGAAUCUAGAAACACAAAAUUUUUCAAAGACAAUGUUCUAUUUUAACAAGUUUUCGCUUUUGUUACUUCUUUAUUCUCCAUUACUAUCGACAAGUAAUCCAUGCACAGUUACACAGUUUUCUCAAGUAGCUCAAGCAGUAAAUGACUGUACCAAUUUAAUUAUUUCUAAUUUAGUAGUACCUGGAGGCCAAACUCUUAAGUUACAUUUAAGACAUGGAGCCACUGUGACUUUUGAAGGAACUACCGUCUUUGAAGUAGCCCAUUGGGAAGGUCCUCUUAUCGAGUUUACUGGGGAAAAGGUAUUAGUGCAAGGUGCAUCAGGUAGCAUUUUAAACGCUCAAGGUGAAAAAUAUUGGGAUGGACAUGGCGGUUCGGGCGGUGUUACUAAACCAAGAUUUGUGCAAAUAUCAACCACUGGAGGGUCUGUCUUUAAAAACAUUCAUUUAAAGAAUUGUGCCCUGUUUUGUGUUGGAAUACGAGCCAAUGAUUUAACAAUCAGCGGCUGGACUAUUGAUAGUCACGAGGGAAGAAAAAAAGGUCGAAACACAGACGGUUUCGGUAUAGCAGCUGGUAACAAUAUCCACAUAGAAAACUCUUCAGUAGAUAACCAAGAUGAUUGCAUUGUUGUAAAUGGUGGAACGAACAUGGUUUUCAACGGUAUUAAAUGCGCAGGAAGCCAUGGUCUUAGCUUUUCAGCAGGUAGCAAUACUGAUGAUCACGCAACAUAUGCAACCAUAAACAAUAUUACUUUUUCGAACUGUGAAUUGAAAGAUGGCGCCAUUGGUAUCCAUAUUAAGACAAAAAGAGGAACUGGACUCAUAACUAAUGUUAUAUAUGAUCAUAUAAUAAUGACAGGAAUGCAGAAAGACGGAAUUUACAUAAACCAGGAUUAUGGAGAUGAAGGCAAUACCCACCGCGAUUUUCAAAUUACCAACCUCAAAGUCUCUAACGUCGAAGGUUCUAUACAUGGAAAAGGUGCUAGAGGUGUUCACAUCGUGUGUAAUGACAACAAAUGCGCAAAUUGGCAGUGGUCCAAUAUUAAAAUUUCUGGAGGCGCCAAAGAUUAUUGUAAUUUUCACCCUACUGGAUUUAACUGUUAAAUAAAAAAUAAAUGCAAAUUAUAC